This is a messenger RNA of Beta vulgaris subsp. vulgaris (sugar beet), 1085 nucleotides long. Its product is annotated as elongation factor 1-beta 2. Gene Ontology annotation, cellular component: eukaryotic translation elongation factor 1 complex; cytosol. The record is from RefSeq and is a predicted model, not a curated record. The transcript is spliced from 6 exons. Gene Ontology annotation, biological process: translational elongation. NCBI's taxonomy places the organism in Eukaryota, Viridiplantae, Streptophyta, Magnoliopsida, Caryophyllales, Amaranthaceae. Gene Ontology annotation, molecular function: translation elongation factor activity; guanyl-nucleotide exchange factor activity. The coding region runs from base 93 to 776 and encodes 227 amino acids.
AGACUCAACUUCUCUUUUUCUUCUCCGCCUCACUCUACUCUCUCCCUCUUUCGUUAUUAUACCAGUCUUCUUCUUCCAAUUUGAAUCUAACAAUGGCAGUUAUUUUCAAGGAUCUUCACACAGAAACUGGUCUCAAAUCUCUCGAUGAUCAUCUCUCCGGAAAAUCCUACAUCUCCGGUGAUGAGUUGACCAAGGAUGAUAUCAAGGUGUACUCUGCCGUAUUGGAGAGGCCAGGUGACUCUUUCUCGAACGCGAGCAAGUGGUAUGAGAGCGUUUCCCAACAGCUUGCUGCGAGUUUUCCUGGCCAAGCCGUUGGUGUGAGGUUCUCCUCUCAAGGUUCAGCUGCCUCUGCUCCUGCUGAGGAAAAGAAGGAAGCACCUGCUGCAGAUGAUGAUGAUGAUUUGGACCUAUUUGGUGAUGAGACCGAGGAAGAGAAGCAGGCUGCGGAAGCGAGAGAGGCUGCAGCUAAGAAGGCAUCUGCUGGCAAGAAGAAAGAAAGUGGAAAGUCUUCCAUUCUUUUGGAUGUGAAGCCAUGGGAUGACGAGACAGAUAUGAAGAAGCUAGAAGAAUCUGUUCGCAGUGUCCAGAUGGAAGGUCUCACAUGGGGAGCAUCAAAACUGGUUGCAGUUGGAUACGGAAUUAAGAAGUUGACAAUUAUGAUGACAAUUGUUGAUGACCUUGUUUCCGUAGACAACCUCAUUGAAGACUACCUCACAGUCGAGCCCGCCAACGAAUACAUCCAAAGUUGCGACAUUGUCGCCUUCAACAAAAUUUAAGAGGAUCACCAAUUCACCAAAAGUAGCUCUAAAAGAUUUUGUUUUCGUUGUGUCAUCUGUAGGUGUGUGUAUGCUUUGAGAGAUGAGUGGGGCUGUAGAACACUGAGAUUUAAUUUUACCGGAAAUGUUCUUGAUGGGAUUCUUUUUCGUUGUGUCAUAUCAGUAUGCAGAUUAUCAUAGUUUUAACAAUUAUGUUUUGUCUCUAGUGCAAAUAUUUUAUGGCUCUCCAAAGUUAGGGGAGAGUUGGUAAGUAUGGAAAGAAUUUUGAAUAAUUUAUCCUCUGUUUUAUUUUAGCAUUGUUAUAUAGUA